Messenger RNA from Lineus longissimus, 4281 nucleotides. RefSeq names its product E3 ubiquitin-protein ligase ZNRF2-like. Bases 134 to 727 code for a protein of 197 amino acids. Gene Ontology annotation, biological process: proteasome-mediated ubiquitin-dependent protein catabolic process; protein K48-linked ubiquitination. The transcript has 4 exons. Gene Ontology annotation, cellular component: cytoplasm; intracellular membrane-bounded organelle; membrane. Gene Ontology annotation, molecular function: ubiquitin protein ligase activity. NCBI's taxonomy places the organism in Eukaryota, Metazoa, Nemertea, Pilidiophora, Heteronemertea, Lineidae. The record is from RefSeq and is a predicted model, not a curated record.
AUGGCGAACUGAUCACACAUUUUCACAAAAGAUGCCUUGAAAAAAAUCGGAAUAUUGGCCAAGUCUUUGCAAAAUCGUACGUCCCCAGGACCUUGGGAUACGUAGACGAUAUCACUGAUUUAACAUACUGACUAUGGGAGCUAGAAAUAGCACAAGUACUCGACCUCGUAGUUUUUCGAGUAGUGACGAUGGUAGUGCAAGUGGAGCACUGGGUUUGAGUGCUGGGAUGGCCAUGGCAGGCUACCUUGGGGGCCCCAGCUCCAGCAAUGGUGCUGCCAGGGCUAGGGCUAGUAGUAUUCCUGGGUUUGGGCCGGGAAGGCACGGACAUGGUGUUAGUAUACCGACAUCUAAUGGGGGAGCCCAUGGGGCAGGUUCCCCGGACUCUGAUUCCAGCCCCGAUGAGGGCCCGUUUCGUGGAUUUAUGCAAGCAAGUUCUUUGCCUCCUCUUGGUGGGCUGUUGAUUCACGGUAUAAAAUGUCCAGUGUGUUCGAAAUAUGUCCCACCCGAUGAUAUCGAGUGUCAUCUAGUUAUGUGCCUCACCAAACCUAGAAUCACUUACAACGAGGACAUAUUGCAAGAAGACAAAGGGGAAUGUGUAAUAUGUUUAGAUGAUCUAGUACAAGGAGACACAAUUGCCAGACUACCCUGUUUAUGCAUAUAUCACAAGAGUUGUAUAGACGCUUGGUUUGAACGAAAUCGAUCCUGCCCUGAGCAUCCUCAAGAAUGACGCUGCUCACAUUGCGGAAAACGUUGAGGACUUGCUUUUCCUUCCGGCCUCGCCAAAGAACAUUGAUUUCUGCUACCCUGGAGAUUAACGAGGGAAAAUGAGAUUUAUACAAAUUAUGGACGAUCGGGCUUCCUCGAGCUUAAUCUUUGUGUGUUUGGAAUCUGUCAGGGGGCGUUACUUGUCAGUGUGGCAGCACCAGGUCGGUUGUAAUAGCAGAAAAACAACAACCUGGGUGAAACAACUAGGGCAAAACUCAUCACGUCUCAUGUUUUUCCUGUGCGUCAUUGUGACAUAAUUUGCUGGCUCUGUUAGCGCUUACCGCCUGACUUCAUAUACGUCAUCAGCAGUUAGCAUUAGCGUCACGAUAUUCGCACAGUGCUCUUUAUCACUGUCGUAAUGACACCUGGCAGAUUCCUCGAAACGGCACAUUUGAUCAAGGUCGAGACAUAUGACGGCACAAUUGAAUCCAAUUCAAACUGUGCGACAAGCAAGUGUGCCAUGUCAAAUGUAACGAUGGAAGCUGAGCUUUUUGACUUGUGAUGCUGUGCUCAACUAGUAGGGCUCAACCUGUCUCCAGACUAAGUUGAAUCAUGGAGAAGACUCUCUUCAAAUGACUGGAUAUUAAGGGUCAUUGGGGCACUUCAAGAAUAAAUAAAGACUCGUCUUUAUUCAUUCAUUCAUGAUUGCAUACAGUAUUAAAGGCAGUAUGGACAAAAUUCGGAUGAAUUUCUAUUCUAGUCAUUCAAAUUCAAGAACUUUUAUCUCACUUUCCUGGCUUGAUGGAAUAAUUGGGCUUAAAUUUGUGGGGGUCGCAAAGGUCAAGGUUAAAGUGAAGAGCUGUAUGAGUAGCUUCCUGUUACCCAGAAUGCCUCUGGAGACCAAUUAAUGACACUUAAAACCUGUCCUCAUGACCAGUUUAUUUUUAGGUAUCGCCGAAGUUGGUUUGACAACAUCUUUGACCGAGUUGAGUUUUCUUUUCACGUGACAUGAUGUACAUGUAUGUUUGCCUCACCUGGUUACGUCAUGAAUAAUGAGCAUGUUCAUUGUUGGAUUCAGAUGUGACCCAUGAAGGUGACAAGAGAACACCUCUGAAGUUGCGGUUGUUCAUUCUUCUAUUCAGAUUCGCAUGUUAGAAAUGCCAAGCAUGACAUGUGACAAGUCAACUUCGAAUGUAAAACUAAGCCUUACAAGUCGGGAAGGACAGACAGUCCUGUGCAGAUCUCUUGAAAAAAUCGUCGACAUUUUUGUGAUAGCAGAUUAAAAGUCGAGUCAACCUUGAUAUUUGAUGAGAAAGAUUUAUUAAAUUUACUAUAAAUUGCUGGGCUGAUUUGCCUGUAUUGGCAGAAUCUGUGUAAAUAUUCAUGUAUAAUUCAUGCCUGGUUUGCUUUAGUCCAAUUUUUUACAUAGAUUUUUGACAGCAAAACAUAAAAGGGGCAUUUGAGAAUAUUUUGGACAACAAACAAUUUGGAAUGAUUUGGAAAUUUGGUCAAUUUUUGAAUUCACGUGUUUGUUUUUAGUGCUUGUCUGAAAUUAAAAUAGCUGAUACAUUUGCAGAAAUUUUCAUGCUAUAAAUGUUAGGAUUUGCCACUCUUUGUGAAAAUUAUGAAGUGUUUUGUGUCUUUAAAAGACUUUUGCAGUUUGUAGUAAUUGUCCAUGGUUGUUUCGCCAAGGCAUCUUGAUAAUCAGCCUAUAGUCAGGACAAAUACUGUGCAAUUUCCCAAAGUAUUCUCGAAUGUCCCUAAUGCACCUUGGUGCAGAUUGCUACAUGUGCACUCAUGUACUUCAUGAGGGAUUCAGUCCAUCGUAUUUUGAAUUGUAAAUAUAAUUUAUCAAGUUAUGGGGAGAAUUCACAGCAAUUUUAUAAUGUUAUCAGUUGGUCAGGGAUACUGGUCUGGCAGUAGUGGCAAGCCAGUGGUCUCUCAUUCUGAAGUUCUCACAUGUAUGGUGAUUGGGCUAUUUCUUCACAUUUUUACACAUAUAUAGAAAUAUGUUUGUAUGCCAGAAACAUAUUUUGCAUUUUAGACCAAGAAAUAUGUGUUCCUGAUGAUGUUAGGCAUGUUAAGGAUGAUAUUCACCAAGAAAACACUAAUAUAGGUCAAUUGAAAGCAUUUGAUAACCCUCACUAAUCGGUCUUCAAGACAACUCAUGUAUAAGAAAAAUAAUAAUUGUGAGACCACGAUGGAUGAAAUUUGGCAUGUCAAGUCACUUGUUAUUGCUUCUAUCAUUAUUGCUGAAUCUGUGACCCAGAUGUACAUUGUGUGAAAUUUCGUCAUUUCAUUGCAUCUGUGUGUGAUGAUGAUGUCUUUUUCAGAUGAAGUACAUUUAUACUAAAUUGUAGGCACUGGAAAUGUGUUCAGAAAUGAACGACCAGAAGGACUUUACGGCAUAGACACUUUGUGGCUUAUUUGUUUCAAUAAUGAAUGGUUUGAUACGUGGGCCAUUUAGAUAUUUAAGAUAUUUUGUUAUAUGUGUAGAGGCAAGAGGGUUGGUCCAUUCUAAAGUAUAUGUAUGUGUACGCCAUAAUGAGUUUCUCAGACCGAUAAAAGGAGCGACGGAUGUUAGCCGUUGAAAAAUUCCAAAAUAACAGUAGUUUGCCAUUGAUUAGCAUGAAAUUAUGAAGUAUAGAGAAAUUUUCUUAAUCAUGUUUUACACUAAUGAAAUAUUUUUUUAUAGAAAUGAAAAAGAAGAUUUCCAAAUGAUUGGAUCACCUUCAGUUUUAUCUGUGAUUAUAUUUACUUCCUUUUGUCCAAAUGUAAAAUAUUUUCGCCGCAAAAUUGUUUCAUUUGUUGUGUUUUGGUGAUGUUUUUGUGUUUUACAUGAUCACAUGUUUGUGAAAUAACAACUGUUUGUCCUAAACCGUAAUGCAGACAAGUUACAUUUAUUACAGUGACGUGCAAUAAUAAUUGCUGAGAUGAACUUGUCCAGAGGUAAAAUUGCUCGUCACCGUGAUCUGAAAUAUUUAUAUAAGUUACCAGGAUGGAGGGCUUUUAUUGUGGGCACCCCAUUCACUAGAUAAAUUUUGUGUUUAGAAUUAUCUUGCCUUCUACUUCACUGUACUGUAAGCUGUCACUCUGCGUGAUUUCAUCAAAACAUCAAUGCACACGACAUGAUGGGGUCAGUUUAAGUGUUCUCAACUGGAAUACACUGGAAUGAGGAAGCACUUUGAAAAAUGGAAAAGCCCUGAAUGAAACACGACUAAUGUCAUCUUGAUUUUAGUCCCAACAUUGUCUUUCUAAUUCAAUUUAUUUGUAGUUAUCAGGGCACCUAAUAAUAUUAAGGUGUCCAGCAUUUUACAGUCCCAAUGGUGUUCCUUCUGUACCUUCAAGUGUACGUGUAGGUUACCUGUCUUGAACAACCUGUCUCUGUUCUUACUGAUUUGGAAUUACGGUACUGAAAUAGUCAUGGUCUUGUGAAACUUUUUUAAAAUGUGAAGACCUCGUUAUCUUGUAUAUAGAUGCAUUCUACGGCCUUACUGUAGUGUAAAUGUGGCUAAAAAGCUGUGAUGUGUACAUUUUGAAUGACACAAUAAAGUGCUAGUAAUCAAAGAUUAUGAA